AUGUCCACAAUCAAUACUACAACUAAAAUGGAUCUUGAAAAUGACUUGUCAGAUUAUAUAUCUUUAAUAUUUAAUCAAAAUCCAUCAACUCCAAUUUCAAAUAUUGAUAAUUUAACAAAUGAUCAAAGUUAUAAAUUAUCAAAUGAAUUAAAUUGGUUAAAUUAUGAUAAUAUAAAUUCAUCACCACAUACCAAUGAUAAAAGAAGAUCAAAUUCAAUUGCAAAUAUUAAUCUUAAUAAAAUAACAAAACCACAAUUAUCAAAACCAAAAUCAAAUUCAAUUUCAAUAAGUCAAUUAUCAAAUUAUUUAACCAAGGAUCAAACAAAUCCAAUUAAUGAUGAUUUUGAUUAUGUUGCUCAUAUAAAGAAGAUUUCACAGGAUGAAAUUUUCCAAUCAUUAAAUAAUUCUCAAGGUAUUUCAUCAAAUUCAAAUUCUUUAUCACCAAUACAAAAUAAUUCAACAACAAAUUCAUUAAAUGAUUCAACUCGAUUGAAUCCAUCAACUUCAAAUUCAAAUCAAAUUAAUUCCAAACCACAACCCCAACCACAACCGCCAACUAAAAAAGACUCAAAUAAAAACAUUACAUGUUCAAAUUGUCAAACUAAAACAACUCCAUUAUGGAGAAAAUCUUCAAAUGGUGAUAUCUUGUGUAAUGCAUGUGGACUUUUUUAUAAAUUACAUGGAGUUAUAAGACCAAUAAAUAAAUCAACUUUAAAAAAACCAAAAACAAGAAGACCAAAAACAAAAUCAACAACUCCAACAACAACAGCAUCAUCAUCAUCAACAAAUAAAUUAAAAGAAACUCCUGGUUUUAAUUCAUUUUAUAUAUCUCCUGUAUCAACUAAUAAUACUCCAUCAACUUCUCAACAACAACCAAUUGCAUUAGAUACUUCAACAAUAGCACCAUCAAUGACAAAUCAACAUUCAGAUUAUAAUAUUGAUUUAGACCUAGAUUUAGACCUAGAUCUUGGUUCAAUUAUUGAUUUAAAAUCAAUUGGAUUAGACGAAUUAACUUCUAAUGAAAAAUCAAAUGAUUUAAAUCAUUUAAAUCAUGGAAUUAUUGGUAAAAAUGAUGGAUUGUUUAGUGCUGAUGAAUCAAAUUAUGAAUGGUUAAAAAUGGGUAUUUAA
Molecule: messenger RNA, 1128 nt
Organism: Hansenula ciferrii
Lineage: Eukaryota; Fungi; Ascomycota; Saccharomycetes; Phaffomycetales; Wickerhamomycetaceae
Product: GATA-type transcription factor
Exons: 1
Coding region: 1-1128 (375 amino acids)
Biological process (GO): positive regulation of transcription by RNA polymerase II; negative regulation of transcription by RNA polymerase II
Molecular function (GO): RNA polymerase II cis-regulatory region sequence-specific DNA binding; DNA-binding transcription factor activity, RNA polymerase II-specific; zinc ion binding
Source: RefSeq, a predicted model, not a curated record